AUGAUGUCGACAAGUCUCCACCAAUACGAGCAAUUUCCUCCACCAAUGCAGCAUCAACACCACUACGCUGCGCAGCACAUGGGGCCGUCGCCGCUUGAUACAUUGGCUCAUACCUCGCAGUACGCGCUGCACUUCCAUCAAAACCGUCAUGUCCUGCCUCCAGGCAAGGGCCUCGUCAAGCCGCACCGCCUACCCUACGCCAACGGGCCUCUUGCUGCAGCGCCGCGCAGCCAGCGUGAUGCGAUGCUGCACGAGCGCGCAGGACGAGGUGCUGCCGCUGCAGGGCCAUGUGCCCAUUGUAUAGAGUUCGGUCUGACAUGCGAGUACAUGCGCGAGCGCAAAAAGCGCGGCAAGGCAUCUCGAAAGGACCUCGCUGCAGCUGCCGCCGCCGCCGCCGCAAAUGGCACGGCGCCGCCCUCUGGCGAGUCUACAUCGGGGAGCCCUCAGUCGCGCGGUGCCGGUCAUCCUGACGACCAGAAGGAGUCCUCCCCAGCUGCGGAGCUACCCGACGGCCAGCGACCUCUGCCUGACCUGCCUCCGCCAAACCUGCCACAACCCGGCAGGUCUGCCAGCAUCGCCACCACUCGUGACAUGGAAAGCGCCCAAAUGUUCCCCGGCGUCAACCCGGUAUCACGGACCAUGAGCAUGAGCGCCAUCGACUCCAUCCCAGAGAACCAGAUGGGCGAGAGCAUGCACCACCCCAUGCAGCCACCACGGAUCCAGACCCAGGGCUUGCCAAUGCACAGUCAUUCAAUCCCCGAGUACACCACCAUGGACGACUUCAAUCGUGCCUACCAGCAACCUCACCAGAUGAUGCAUCCCAUCAUUCCCUCCAACAUGCCCGAAUAUGCACAGAGCCCUUACGAGAUGAUGAGUCCACAAAGCGCCCAAGGGCCUUCGAACUCGUUCAGAAUGCCUCACGCAGAAUCACCGUUGCCAGGCUACAUCACAACCUCCCCUACAUCCGGCUCGCCAGGGUGGCUAUCACUGCCGUCCCCGUCUGCAACAAUCUACCCGAACGCACAUCCAUCGAGUUCCCAGCAACUACGAUACCCGGUCCUUGCGCCCCUGGUGCCCCAUUUGACGAAUAUUAUGCCCGUAUCUCUGGCUUGUGAUUUGCUGGAGCUCUACUUUCAGAGCUCUAGCACUGCCUUCAUGCAGCCCACAAGCCCCUACGUGCUUUGUUACGUGUUCCGGAAAGAGUCGUUCUUGCGGCACAAUACUCCACGCGUGUGUAGCCCAGCGCUACUAGCUAGCAUGCUCUGGAUCGGAUGUCUGACAAGCGAGUCUCCGUACCUGGCUUCGUCACCAUCCGCACGAAGCCAAUUGUCAGAGAGGCUCAUCAACUUGACCAUAUCCCUCUUGAAGCCCCUGGUGCACCAAUCACAAGGCGAAGAUGCGAGCCCCACAUUCAGCUCCGGUGCAACAAUGAACAAUUUUGGCAUUUCAACACAGGACCCGGAAAUAGCAUUACCUGGCGAAGGCAUGUGGCAGAGAAGCUAUGCAGCUAGCUCCGCGGGCGCUCCAGGUGGCAUUGAUGAUGUCUGUACGUACGCUAAUCUCGCAGUCGUCAUAAGCGCCAGUGAGUACAAGGCCGCAUCGCUGCGAUGGUGGAAUGCGGCCUGGAGUUUGGCCAGGGAGUUGAAACUCAGCAAGGAGGUGCCGUUGACCCCACCGCCCGAGGAAAACCCACAAGGCCGAUCCGACCUUGACUCAGAGCGUGUUGGUGGCCCUACGCCUGGUCAGAACGCUUCGAUCAAUCUCACCGAGGAGCAACGAGAAGAGCGACGUCGCGUUUGGUGGAUGCUUUACACGGUUGAUCGGCACCUGGCACUAUGCUACAACAGGCCAUUAUCGCUGCUCGAUAUCGAGUGCAGCGAACUGCAGACACCUGUGUCUGAUGAUGUAUGGCAAUCACCGGCUCUCUUUGGAAACCCCGCUCAAUCAUUCUCAGAUCCUACCGUUCGAAGAAGCACAGGACCCAUAUAUGAGUGCACUGGGACAUCCACAUUUGGAUUCUUUCUCCCUCUAAUGAGUAUUUUGGGCGAAAUCGUUGAAGUCCAUCAUGCAAGAAACCAUCCCCGAUUCGGCUCAAAGACAAAUUGGGACGAUCACGCGGCGGAGAUCACCCGGCAGCUAGAGGUGUAUGGCCAUUCGCUUCGAGAGUUGAAGACAAGAGCUAUCGCAGAGGCAAACGCCGAAGUCCAGGAGCCGAUCCACCCAGGUACUCCGUCCGCUCGAUCAGUGAAUUCUACAACCUCUAGAGCCCAAGAGUCGCUCAUGCGCGCGAGAAUCGUAGUAGCCUACGGCACGCACAUCAUGCAUACCCUCCACAUACUACUCAACGGCAAAUGGGAUCCUAUCUCAUUGCUCGACGACAAUGAUCUCUGGAUAUCAUCCCAGAGCUUCAUCGACGCUACCGGACAUGCGGUCGCAGCUGCUGAAGCACUCAACGAAAUUCUGGAACUCGAUCCUGAUCUCAGCUUCAUGCCUUUCUUCUUCGGAAUCUACCUCCUGCAGGGUAGCUUCCUGCUGCUGCUCAUAGCCGACAAGCUGCAAGGCGAAGCCAAUCCGAACGUCGUCAAGGCUUGUGAGACGAUCGUCCGAGCGCAUGAAGCGUGUAUCGUAACCCUCAAUACCGAAUACCAGAGAAAUUUCCGCAAGGUGAUGCGCUCGGCUUUACAACAGGUGCGUGGGCGCGGCAUGGACGAAAAUGCCGAGUUCGCGCAGCUAAGGAGACGCGAGAUGCUCAGCCUGUACCGCUGGAGCGGCGAUGGAACUGGUCUCGCGCUCUAGGUCUUCCAGAAGACACACCGCCUCAUGCUCUCGAGUUCGGAGCUCGAAGCACCCCUUUAGAUUGCGGCACACAUA
This is a messenger RNA of Paraphaeosphaeria sporulosa, 2871 nucleotides long. RefSeq lists its product as uncharacterized. The coding region runs from base 1 to 2796 and encodes 931 amino acids. The transcript has 4 exons. The record is from RefSeq and is a predicted model, not a curated record. Lineage: Eukaryota; Fungi; Ascomycota; Dothideomycetes; Pleosporales; Didymosphaeriaceae. Gene Ontology annotation, molecular function: DNA binding; zinc ion binding. Gene Ontology annotation, biological process: DNA-templated transcription.